AAUUAUUCAAAAUCAGCAUAGCAUUGGAACAUUAUUAAUGAUAAAUGAUUUUUUAGAUUUCUGUUAAAAAAAUGAUGGUAGACAAAAAAACUAAUAAAUUCCAGCUAGAAAGAAAUGGAAAGAAGUUGAAGAUGAAUUACUUUUAAAAGCAAUAAGAAAAUAUGGAAAUUAAUGGAGUAAAAUAUAGGAAGAAGUACCAACUAAAGAUUCAAAACAAUGUUAAGCUAGAUGGAAGAUUCUAAAACAAGUAAUAUUAAUUAUAAUUAUGUAUAAGAAAGUAGAAACAAUGGAUAGAUUAGAUGCUUUGGCUGAUUUUUCUGAAAUGGAGAAUCAAAAUUAUAAGUUAAAAAAAUAAAAGAAAAAACAUAGAGAAAUACCUAGAAGAUAUAAUCCACAUUUUGAUUAUAAUGAAGAGUCUUCUAGUGAAUCUAUGCAUUUAUAACAAUUUCAAUAGGCUUUGAUUAAAUAACCAAAUCAAUUGUUAUUAUUAUAAUAAUAAUAACAAUAAUAAUAAUAAAAAAGAGAGUAAAUUCAAAAAUAGGUCUUAAGUUAAUAUUAGAAUGUUUGGAAUGCAAUGGAUGAUAAAAUGCUUUGGGCAGCAUUUAAAAUAUACAAAGGUGUAUGGAAUUAAAUAACUUCUCGAUUUUAAGAGAAAAACCCUUAAAGCUGCAUGGAAAGAUAUUAAUAUGUUAGUUUAUGUAUUAUACAUGUAGUUAUUACAAUAAAAGAAAAUGAAAUUAAAAGAAGACGGGUCAUCUGUUGAUAUAAUUUCAUCUUUAGUUGAAGAUAGUUCCCAAUACCAAUAGGGUUCAGAGUAAUUCGAUAUUUCUAUAAGUGAAGGUGGAGAUUCAACUGAUUAGUAAUAAAUAGAACAAAAAGUAUCUUCGCUUAUUGUUUAUACUGUUUAAUAGUGCCAUACAAAUAUAGAAAGAAUUCUUAAAUCAUUUUCUAAUCAUAAUUUAGAUACACUGCCUGGAAUACGUGAGUCAAUAGUCAAACUCAUAUUAACAGAUUGA
This is a messenger RNA of Paramecium sonneborni, 1016 nucleotides long. NCBI's taxonomy places the organism in Eukaryota, Ciliophora, Oligohymenophorea, Peniculida, Parameciidae. The record is from the annotation of a GenBank genome assembly.